AUACAAAUGCAUUCAAAGGUCAUUUGCAAAUAUUGCUUUUUUUUGUAACAAUGUUUAAUAAUGCAAAGCAACCUUUAAAAGGAUAGAAUUUCAUCAGCUAUUUUUCUGUUUUUUCUGCCAUGGUUGAAGUGGCUACAUUAUGACUGACUAACCCAUGUUGCCAACCAAUGUCUUUGAGAAACUGCCAGAUAGAAGAAGAGUAACAUAAAAAAAGGAUUCACUCAAAUUAGAAAAUGACUGUAGCAUCUCAGUGAGUGGUAUGCCAAGGUCCAUUUUGGUAGAAAGGUUGUAGACUUCCAUGAUGAUUUCAUGAUGGCUUCUACUGUGCAUUGCUAGGGACCAUGGUUUAUAGGUAGCCUGACCUCACUGCUGCAAGAAUGGAAAGCCAGACAUCUAGAUCUGGUGGCUACUAGUUUGAUGAAUGUGAUUACUUGGUAACCCAGGAAUGAGAGAACUAUUCUGGUGCAAUGAGAGACAGAUACUGAGGGUCCUUUCAUGCCUGUGGCCAUUUGUACUUGAAUAUCCAAUCUCUCUGUAAUUUUGAAAGCAAUUUAAUGUCAAAUUGAGAAACUGAAAGAAUGUGUUGCACUUAGAAGCCCUCAGAGUUUGAUGUAAUCACUGCCUGCUCUCAUAAAGCUGCGUAUUUCUGAUCAUGGUAGUUUGAAAUCACUGCAGAAAGAUAGUUGUUAAGGUAGAUAGAUGCACAUACAUGUCCCAGAGGACAAUUUACCACUUAUGGUGGUACUGUUAAAUGUUUCGGUUAAAUCUCUUGGGGAUUUUUUUUUAAUUGUGUUUGUUAAAAGGAUAAGUAAGGGAAUAUGAUGAUAAUUGUUUAAAAAAAAUAAUUAGUGGCUACAUCAAAAAAGAGUAAUGAAUCAGAACAAAAUCACUUAUGCCUUAGAUGAAAUAUAAAAGAUCAACAUGCAAAAAAAAAAAGUGUUAGUAUUAUGAAUGUGAUCUCAGAUAGUAUAAUAGAAAAAAAAAUUGAAAGUGAUCACAAAAAAGUUACAGGAAAUAUUGACAAUGGAGUUAACUUGUCAAGUACUGUGGGCAGAGCAUUUCCAAUCACAGGGUGAAAAUUCCAGUUUCUGCUGCUGGGAUUUGAGUCAAGUCACUCAAGCAUUCUGAGCUGAUGGCCUGAGCUGUGCACCCAGUGAAAUUGAAGUCAUUUUCUGUGUUGUCACAGAUUUAGUGUGAGCAUCUAAUAUAUUUCUGCAUGAAGCUCAUUAGAAUUUCAAUCAUCCUUGGGAUGUCAGGUAAUAGGAUUUUUAAAUGAUAGAUUCUGCCCUCUUAGGAUUUUACUCUUUAUCUGAGGAAAUAGAAAAUAAUUGAGUUUCUCUUCUACUGAUAGAGGAAAGGUGAAAUAAAUAUGUGGGUUUGUGCAUCUCUGUGAGCACAUGCCUGCAUGGAUGCAUGCAUGUGUGCAUGUGUAGUGUCUGUAUUUGUUUUGUUCUUUAUUGUGUUUUUUUUCUCAGAAAGAGAGAUCAGACUUGAAAUGAAGGAACAUACUACAGAGCAAAGCCUUUCAGUGGUAGAAUCUCUCAAGCUAAGAUUCAUCAGUGAUGGUCCUGCUAACUUCACUUGGCAAGAGAUCUGUAAUGAACCUGAGAAGAUCCACAUUGGAGAGAAAUCUAAUGACCAUAACCAAAGUGGAAAGGCUUUCACAGAAAGUAGAGCUCUUACUAGACAUUUACAGAGAAUUCACGCUGGAGAGAAACAUUAUGAAAUUAAACAGUGUGGAAAGGCUUUUACAAAUCAGAGAGCGUUUACUGUACAUCAGAGGACCCAUACUGGGGAAAAACCUUAUAAAUGUAACCUGUGUGGAAAGACUUUUACACAAAGGGGAGCUCUUACUGUACAUCAAAGAAUCCAUACUGGAGAGAAACCUUAUAAAUGUAAUCAGUGUGGAAAGACUUUUACACAAAGGGGAGCUCUUACUGUACAUCAGAGAAUCCACACUGGAGAGAAACCUUAUGAAUGUAACCUUUGUGGCAAGGCUUUUACAAAAAGGGAAUCUCUUACUGUACAUCAGAGGACCCACAAUGGGGAGAAACCUUAUAAAUGUAACCAAUGUGGAAAGGCUUUUACAAAAAGGGCAGCUCUCACUGGACAUCAGAGAAUCCAUACUGGGGAGAAACCUUAUAAAUGUAACCAAUGUGGAAAGGCUUUUCGAGAAAGGGGAGCUCUUACUGUACAUCAGAGAAUCCACACUGGAGAAAACCCUUAUGCAUGUAAUCAAUGUGGAAAGACUUUCAAAUAUAAGCAUAAUCUUCCUGUCCAUCAGAGAAUCCACACUGGAGAGAAACCCUAUGAAUGUAACCAAUGUGGAAAGACUUUCAAAUAUAAGCAUAAUCUUCCUAUACAUCAGAGAAUCCACAAUGAAGAGAAACCUUAUGAAUGUAAUCAGUGUGGAAAGACUUUUACACAAAAGGUAACUCUUACUGCACAUCAGAGAAUCCACACUGGAGACAACCCUUAUGAAUGUAAUCAAUGUGGAAAGGCUUUUACAAAUCAGGGAGCUCUUACUGUACAUCAGAGAAUUCACACUGGGGAGAAACCUUAUGAAUGUAACCAAUGUGAAAAGACUUUCAGGAAAAAAGAAACUCUUAUUGUACAUCAGAGAAUCCACACUGAAGAGAAACCUUAUGAAUGUAACCAGUGUGGAAAGACUUUUAGGAAAAAGGAAAUUCUUACUGCACAUCAGAGGAUCCACACUGGAGAGAAACCUUAUGAAUGUAACCAAUGUGGAAAGACUUUUACACAAAAGGGAGCUCUUACUACACAUCAGAGAAUCCACACUGGAGAGAAACCUUAUAAAUGUAACCAGUGUGGAAAGGCUUUUACACAAAGAGGAGGUCUUACUGGACAUCAGAGAGUCCACACUGGAGAGAACCCUUAUAAAUGUAAUCAAUGUGGAAAGACUUUCAUAUAUAAGCAGAGUCUUUCUGUACAUCAGAGAAUCCACACUGAAGAGAAACCUUAUGAUUGUAAUCAGUGUGGAAAGGCUUUUACAAGAAGGCAAUCACUUACUGAACAUCACAGAAUCCACACUGGAGAGAAACCUUAUAAAUGUAGCCAAUGUGGAAAAACUUUUAGAAAACGGGGACCUCUUACUGUACAUCAGAGAAUCCACACUGGAGAGAAACCUUAUAAAUGUAACCAAUGUGGAAAGGCUUUUACAAAAAGGGAAUCUCUAACUGUACAUCAGAGAACCCACACCGGAGAGAAACCUUACAAAUGUAACCAGUGUGGAAAGGCUUUUAGAAAAAGGGCAUCUCUUACUGGACAUCAGAGAGUCCACACUGAAGAGAAACAUUAUGAAUAUAACCAGUGUGGAAACGCUUUUAUGUAAAAAUCUGAUUGGUUUUUACCAGUUCUGUGAGGAAAUGUAAAGGCAUUAAAAUAAGGAAGAAAAUUAAUUAGGGACAGAAUACUGGGAGAAGAUGAUAUGGUGCUGAUGCCUUCUAUACUUAGCCUUGUCUUGCUAUAACCCUGUUGGGAGGAUGAGGAAAGGAAAGUAAAAGUUGCCUUUGGGGAUAGCAGUUUCUUGGGCAUAUUGGAGCCUUCCUUUUCAUCUGGUCAUCUACUUAAAAGACAUCCUGAUGGAAUGGGAACAUCACUACUUUUGGAGUCAGAGGACAUGAGUUAACUUUCUGGUUCUGUACUUCUAUGGCCUUGGGAAUGUAAUUUAAUUUUGACGGUGCAUUCAGGUUAGAAUUAGUUCUCUUCCAUUUCUAAAUCCUUUGAGAAGCCAAAGAGGAGCUUGAAGAUGAACCCUACCCUUCAUUGCCAAUUCCUGGGUCCGCAGGCUCAGAUUAGGGCUAAUAAUUCAGGUGACAUCACUAAGCUCCCUGGAAGUGAUUGGCAGUUUGGAGACUCAGAAAAAUAUGGGAAAUUCUCAAACUAGAGCUUUGUUGAAUGAGGAAAUUUGCACAUCAUUCCUAUAAAUAACUUUAUGCAGCUUGUGAAACAGAUUUCUUGCCAUGUUCAGGCAAAAAAAAAUGUUUUUAUUAAGAUGCUUUAAGAAUGAAAGGUUUCCACUCUGAGGUUUCAGCUUAUAUCCAUCAAAUUGGUAGCGAUAACCCCCAAAGCUGAAAACAGUGGGGGGGGGGGGAACUAUAGAAUUAGAGGCACAAUAAUAUAAUGAAUGUAGCUAUGAAUUGGUCCAACUGUUCUGAAAAGCCGUUUGGUAUUAGGAUUUAUUGAAAUUUGACCAAAUGAUCAGACUUUGUGACACAGAGAUUUGGCUACAAGACUUGAACUCUAAGGAAUGAGGGAAGCAAAGGUUCUAGCUAUACUAAAGUAAUUCUUGCAGUGGCUUUUUUGUUAUGCUUUUUUUUUUUAAAUAGCAAAAUAAAAUGUAGGUACAAAAAAGAAACAAAAUAGGUAUUGUUUAGUUGUCUAAACAAAUUGUGGUAAUGAACAUAUUUGAAUGAUGUGACAUGAAAAACUGGAUAGGAAGAAUUCAGAGAAUCAUGGGGAUAUGGAAUUGAAGGGAGCAAAACCCAACAUUAGUGAUUCCCUCAAAUACCAGUGAUCUCUUCAAUUUGAACUCCCUUGCAACCAUGGAGAUGAAUGUCUGUGUCCAUCCUGUGUGUUUCUUGCCUAUUAUGUUUCAUAUAAAUUCACGGAGGAUCCAUCCAAUAUGAUGGAGUCCUUCCUUACUUUCUCCUACCACCUGAAGGGCACUUGUUCUGGCUAUCCAUCCCUCAGUGCUCUUCCUUGCCAUGUGUCCACCUCAUCUUCCCUUGUUCUACAAUUCUUUCAUGUGAAGUACGAGCAAUGUCAAUUAUCCCAACAGAGGACACCAAGAAAUUUCAGAAAAUGCUUUGAUCAGCACAUGACUCCCUUGACAAUUGGAGAGGCAACUGCCAAAGAUGAUACCAAUUGGACUACAAAUUAGCUUGUAAAAUCUUUUAAUUUUAUGAUCUCUUUAUGCUAUCAAUGGACAAACACAACUCUGAGUCCCUGGAAUCUCUCAUUCUCAAUAGUUUUAUACAUUAGGCAGAAAUGGGGGCCUUCACCAGUUGUCUGGAUUUAUCUUUUGCCCCUAGGCUGACUGAAGGACAGAGUGAGGCUGAUGAGUUUGCAGAAUUCUGCCUCACUUAAAUCCAACUCACUUGUAAAGCAAAACAUGAGCCUCUGAUGCCAUCAGGGCUCUAUGAGAACAAAGAGAUUUCAGAAAAACCUGGAAAGCCUCACAAGAACUGAUAUUGGAACCACAAGAACAUUGUAUACAGUAACAGCACUGUUGUGGAGACAAUCAGCCUUGAUGGACUUUGUUAUUCUAAGCAAACAGUGAUCUGAGACAAUUCCAAAAUAUCCAUGUUAUAAAACGUUGUCCACACCCAGAAGAAGAACUAUAGAGUCUGAAUAUGGCAUGAACAUACUAUUUUCACUUUGAUUUUGUUUUUCAUUUUUUCCUUUCACAUUUCUUUCCCCUUUUGUUCUGAUUCAUCUUUCACAAUAUGACUAAUGUGGAAAUAUGCUUAAUAUGUUUGUCUAUGUAUAACCUAUAUUAAAUUGCUUGUUUUCUUGGGAAGGGACAGGGAAUAGAAAGAAGGUGAAAAUUUUCCAACAUAAAUCUUACCAAAAUGAGUGUUGAAAACUAUCUGUACCUCUGAUUAUAAAUAAGUGUGGGGAGGGUAAGGAAUAAUAUAAGUUUUAAAAAAUCAAUUGGAAACUGAAAAGAUCAAAGAACAAAUCAGGAAAAAAAUAAAUUCAUUUUUAAAAAUGGCUGAGAAAUGAGCAGAACCAAGAGAUCAUUAUAUACUUCAACAACAAUACUAUAUGAUGAUCAAUUCUGAUGUACGUGGCCAUCUCCAGCAAUGAGAUGAACCAAAUCAGUUCCAAUGGAGGAGUAAUGAAUUGAACCAGCUACACCGAGGGAAAGAACUCUGGGAGAUGACUAUGAACCACUACAUAGAAUUCCCAAUCCCUGUAUUUUUGUCCACCUGCAUUUUUGAUUUUCUUCACAGACUAAUUGUACACUAUUUCAAAGUCCAAUUCUUUUUGUACAGCAAAAUAACUGUUUGGACAUGUAUACUUAUAUUGUAUUUAAUUUAUACUUUAAUAUAUUUAACAUGUAUUGAUUAACCUGCCAUCUGGGGGAGGGGAUGGGGGGAAGGAGGGCAAAAAUUGGAACAAAACGUUUGGCAAUUUCAAUGCUGUAAAAUUGCACAUGCAUAUAACUUGUAAAGAAAAAGCUAUUAAAAAAUUAAAUUUAAAAAUGA
Messenger RNA from Antechinus flavipes (yellow-footed antechinus), 6233 nucleotides. Its product is annotated as zinc finger protein 260-like. The coding region runs from base 1406 to 3352 and encodes 648 amino acids. The transcript has a single exon. The record is from RefSeq and is a predicted model, not a curated record. Lineage: Eukaryota; Metazoa; Chordata; Mammalia; Dasyuromorphia; Dasyuridae.